AUGAUUGAGGGAGAGAUUGAGGAGAAGAACUCGUUUGACUCGAUGUUUGGCCACAAUUUGGCCACAAAUGAGACAAUUGUUGGCAACGAUCGCAACGCCAAUAGAUUUUACUCAAUGCCCGCUUCGGAGUCGUUGUUUGGUUUGAGUGAUGUCGACCUCAGGUUUGAUCCAAACGCCAAUGCCUUCAAUGAUUGCGAUGAAAGACUUGUCGCCAACACAUCCGGUCGACAAAGACAUGAAAACCCGAAUGCAAUUUACGCCAGAAAUGCCAAUAUUUUGAACAGUAAUUUGAGACCACAUCUGAAUGAAUCGAUUCCCAUGUCUUUCAGUGGCAAUCGGUUUGAUUCUCGACCUCCGAUGCCUUCAUUUCUAUCCGCUUUCAGACCCGAGAAUUCAAUGCCGUUUCGAAUGCGACCACAAAUGCCUUCAAUGAAUGCAUUGCUUCCGACACCAAAUGCUAUGCCUUUAAGACAUUUACCACCGAAUCAAUUGUUUCGACCGAUUCGACCGCCAAUUGGUCCAGACUUUGAUGCCUCUAAUUAUCGUCAUUCGCCGCAACAGUUUAUCAAUUGUAAUCCAUGUCCGCCGCCAACGAUGCCAUACAUGUCUGAUCCACUACUUCAGGGCCGGACCCACACUCCCGAAGCCAAAGGUGUGACCUCUUUCGUGAUCUCAAACGACAGUCACUCAAACAUUCCGUUCAUUUGUGACACCAAUGAAAAUGCAGGCCAAAGACCCGAAGAGACAAUAGUGUUGGAGACGGACAAUGAUAUAACCGAAGUAGAGAUGCCCGACGCCGCGGAUCUCUCGCCAUACGAUCCCGAAGAAGACAUCACUUAUUUGUGUACAAUUUCUCCCACAAAAGACAGUCAAAGUGUUAAACAAAAUAAUAGUAAUUUGAGUUUGAAUGAGAAGAAGAAGAGUGAAUCCAAUACCAGAACAGGUGUGAGGAAUGAUAGCGCAAAACAGGCCGAAAGGCUUAACCGAAAGCGAUCAUCAAAUAAGAUCUCAAAACCACUGACCCCUCGACGAGACAAUCGAUUGAAAUCUUCGCAAACGAGCAAAUCUUCGUCCAAAAGCAUUGUUCAUAAGAAGAUGUGCCGAAAAAAUGUUCAUAAAAGUAGACGAGAGACCAAAAGAGUUGCCAAACGGCAAGUCGUUGCGUAUAAAGUGGAGCAAAGGUUCGCCGAUUUAAGACCCAAACCACGGAAUAAUAUGAAUGAAUCCUCUUAUGAAGAUUUACUCGAAGAAUACGAACGAUUGAAAGACCAGUUGAAAGAGUUGGAAAAUGAAGAGAAAAAUAACGAAACGAUUGUCUCUGUUAUUGAUGUGGAAGAGGAAGAAAACAUUGCAAAACUCGUCAAAUCGGAUGAUAUUUUUGAAAUAAGCAAUGAAUCCAAAGAAAAUGAAGAGAAUGACAGAGAAGGCGACGACGAAGAGCACGAAUUGCGACGACUGGCGCUCGCGUCCAAAAAGAAGAGGGAAAUCCAAGAGCAAGAGAACGAAGAGCUAAGGCUUAGGCAACAAUUGCUGAACGCUUUGCACAAAUCCAAAGCCAAACUUAAAUCUGAGUCUCCUGACGACUGGCGCUCGCAGCAAGAGAACGAAGAGCUAAGGCUUAGGCAACAAUUGCUGAACGCUUUGCACAAAUCCAAAGCCAAACUUAAAUCCGAGUCUCCGGUCAAUCAAAAAGACGGCAAAGAAAUGAAUGCAUUGAUUGUUGACAUUGACUCCAAUCCAAGCGAACAGAACUCUAAUUCGGAGUCUAUUUUUGUAAAUCGUUCUGAAGUGCAAACUCCUGUUAACGUGAAUUCAGAAAUUGAAAACAUUAUCAAAACAUCGGAUCAAAUACCUCUCAAACCCAUUCCUAAACUUAUAAUCAAUUUUGGCGACGACUCGACUGAUGAGGAGCAGGACAUUAACGGCAACUCAUUCAUCGAUAACGUUCCCCAAGGAUUGGACUCAUUCUUAAGACAAGCGCGACUCAGAUCAGAGCCAAAGACAAAGUCUGGCCAAUCAUUGCUUGUGCUGUCGAACGCACGACAGAAAGAACUGCAAGAAUUAAGAGCUGAGAUCAAGAGAAGAGAACUAAACCUAAUCAAUGAUAAGAAACUUCACGAAAACGAGUUGCUAUUGAAAUCAGCGAAUGAAACAUUAAUGGAAAGGAUUUCAAAGAGAAAUUUGCUUAAAAAUAGAGUUACAUUAAAGAGGAAUGCGUUACGAAAGGCACAGAUUCAGGCGCGCAAAAUGCAAGAGGCUUUCAUUGCGGCCACUCGUGUCGUGUCGGCCACGGCUUCAGAAUUUCAUUCAUUUAACGACGAACUCAAGAAUAUUGAAGUAGACGUCAAACAAGAAAUUAAUAACAUUAACAACUAUAAGAAGGAAUGCCUGCGAAUGGGAACUAAACUCAAAGGAGUGACAUAUAGGCUGCCGACCGGCGCCUCCUUUAGGCGCUCGAAUAGCACUUCUAUUAGUUCUAACAAAAAAGAUCCAAAAGUAGAAAACAAUAGUCUUCUGCGGGAAGAUGUGGCCACAGAAAUGAAAAAGCGUUUACAACAGGAACUGAUGCAGAAGUUGGAGAAUUGUUCAAAACUAUUGAAUCUCAAGAAAGCCAAUCAUUUGAGACCCUCUUCGCCGAACCCUUUUGUUCUUAAAACCACUCAAAAUCUUUUGGGCUCUUGUAAUGACGAGAAAUGUUUGGGACAACACAUCAAUAAAUGUCUAUUAAAUCCGACCAACAAAAUAGUGGAUCUCUUAUUAUAUGAGCCAAAGAUAGCGGGAAUUGCAUCGGAAAUACCGGAACGAAUUGAUAAUGAAUUGAAGCGAUCGAAACAACCCGUUGUGUGUCUUAUGACACGACGUAUUCCCAAACUAUUCAAUACACCCAAACUGGACGUCCCUUUCGAUGAUCUUAUGUAUCGCUUUAAUAUUAAAGACAAGACAUUAGUUAUAAAUAAGACGACAAUAUCUGAAUUGAAAUUGUCUGCCGAUCCGGACAUCUAUAUUAAGAAUCGAUUUUUCGCACCCGAAGGAGUGCCCAUUAGUGCACAGCUCGAGACAACAUUAGCUUCAGAUCCGAGCAAUAUUCAGUUGUGGUCGUCGAGUUUGCGAAAGCUUUGGAAACCACUUCCGAAGAAACUUCACUUGAAUAAAGCUAUCAAACACUGCGAACUCAACGAUGAAAAUGCCUUAAUUUCGGACCAAAACUUUUUGUAUAUAUUAUAUCUGGAAAUGGAGUGCAAUUGUAGUCAACAAAUAGAUUCCGCAUUUCAAAAGGCAAUAGCUCUGAGUUCUGUCGACGGAACCGAUUCCAAAGAUUUACAACUUCUAUGGUCUAAGUAUACCAUCAGUUCAUUAAUUUAUUUGGAAUUUUGUGUUAAAAACAUGAAAAACGAGAAACAGUUUAUGGAUUUGUUUGAAUCUGUGAGACACUGUUGUCUUACAAUAUCUGAUCCGUCAUUUCAGUCACAAGUGAUUAAAUUCUUGUGCCAAAUGUUGUCGAAUGAGGAGAAGUCGAAGGCAUUGAUUCAGUUCGCAAAAGCCAUUGGUUUGUCUAUAGAAAGAGACGAUCACUUAUCGGUGCAUAAGUUCUUCCAAAUCGCCAUCUCUUUAAUGCCCUAUAACUCCAUUAUAUGGCAAAACUUCAAGACAUACGAGACAUUGAUCCGAGAUCAUCUGUCAUAA
Messenger RNA from Medioppia subpectinata, 3684 nucleotides. The record is from the annotation of a GenBank genome assembly. NCBI's taxonomy places the organism in Eukaryota, Metazoa, Arthropoda, Arachnida, Sarcoptiformes, Oppiidae.